This is a messenger RNA of Trichosurus vulpecula (common brushtail), 1535 nucleotides long. Its product is annotated as zinc-alpha-2-glycoprotein-like. The coding region runs from base 230 to 1105 and encodes 291 amino acids. The transcript has 7 exons. Lineage: Eukaryota; Metazoa; Chordata; Mammalia; Diprotodontia; Phalangeridae. The record is from RefSeq and is a predicted model, not a curated record. Gene Ontology annotation, cellular component: external side of plasma membrane. Gene Ontology annotation, biological process: immune response; antigen processing and presentation of endogenous peptide antigen via MHC class I via ER pathway, TAP-independent; antigen processing and presentation of endogenous peptide antigen via MHC class Ib.
UCUGAGCUAGAUUUGCUUCUAAAAGAAGAUUUUCCAGAGAUGAUUGCCUGAAGCCCAAAGACUAAAUCCAUGUCAUGAAGGGUCGGGAGAUCUGGAUUUUGAUGGCCCACCAUGUUAUUACUGCAAAUUGCUCACAUGGUAGAGGGAAGGGGCCUCUCCUUUAUGCCUUUUGAAAUCUGUGAACAGAAACCCAGACUGAAGAUUCCUGGUCGGUGAUCUUAAGGUAGAGAUGGAGAGAAGGGAGACACAGCAGGCCGGUCUUUCCAUGGUGUUAUUGUUGCUGACGCUGCUGCUAGGAACGUGGAAGGAAACCCAGGCUUGGCCUGCCUCUCUUCAAUAUGAUCUCAUCCUUGUGUCCCAGCCAGAACCCAGGGAACCUCUCUACAUGGCCCUUGGCUAUAUAAAUGACCAACUCUUCCUUCACUAUGAUGGGGAAAGUAGAAGGGCAGAGCUGCAAAAACCAUGGAAUGACACAAAGGAAGGGAGGAACGUCUGGGAAAGGGUGACCCGGGACCUUGAGGAGAGGGGGAAAGAGCUGAGAGUGACCCUUCAAGACAUUCUGACCCAGAACAACCAGAGUGACAGCAAUGAUGGCUCUCAUACCCUUCAGGCCACAUUGGGGUGUGAGCUCCAGGGGAACAAUAGCACCAGAGGGUUCUGGAGGUUCCGAUUUGAUGGGCAAGACUUCCUCACCUUCCACCGAGAGACACUCAGCUGGACUGCAGCCCAUCCAGUGGCUAAGAAAAUUAAGGAAAAAUGGGAGGACCGGUUCCAAAUGAAAUUCCCUGAGGUCCGUGAGGAGGAAUACUGUUCUAUUCAGCUCCAGAGAUACUUGGCAUCUUGGAAGGGGAUCUUGGAGAGGACAGCGCUACCAGCUGAUAUGCUACCUGGACCCAGUCCCUCGUCCCGUGAACCCCUGCAGGUUGAGUUGGUCGUUAUCGGCAUAGGCCUUGUCUUUGCUGUCCUCAUUGUUGUUGGAGCUCAGCUGUGGAGGUGGAUGCGGGCAAAGCCGGAGAUUAGACCUACCAGCAGAAGUGAAUGGAAAUCUGCCCACCCUCUUUUCCCAGGUUUUGGUCACUUAAGAGAAACUCAGAGUGUGGUGUAGACAAGCCUUGGAAUCAGGAGAGGAGGGUUUGUAUCGAAGCUUCAAUACUUACUAGCAGUAUACUUGUGGGAAAUUCACUUUAUCCUUUGGAGCCUCAGUUUCCUUGUGUGAAUAACCUGAGGAGGAAUACCUGUGCUACAAGGUGAUUGUGAUCAAAGAAUUUUGUGAACCUUGAAACACUAUCAAAAUGUAGAGGCAAUUGAUGAUGCUAGUGAGAAAGGCAGGCUAAACUGCCAGUGUCUCCCACCCCUGUGGAAUGGGGGAUUGAGAACAAUUUGUUCCAAUGGCCGCAAAGGCAGCUAAAGCAGACAUUGUGGGAGGGCUUAGAGCUUGACUGGAAAUCGAAGAUGCCCAGGUCAUCUACUGUAUCUUGGGCCAUCACCAGUACUCCCAACUUUUGUCUUUCCACUGGACUUUGAUGACUCUGGAA